Molecule: messenger RNA, 483 nt
Organism: Trichoplax adhaerens
Lineage: Eukaryota; Metazoa; Placozoa; Uniplacotomia; Trichoplacea; Trichoplacidae
Exons: 4
Coding region: 1-483 (160 amino acids)
Source: RefSeq, a predicted model, not a curated record
AUGACAAUGCUAACACCCAACAAUAUCGGUCAAAAGCACAGAUUAAUAAGUAUAAGAGAGAAAUCUGUAGUAUGGAAAAAGAAUCAAGGUGAGAAACAGAAUGAAAGCAGGCAAUCUCACCUUUGGGGUCGGGAAAAAGUGGAAGACAACAUGGACAACAAGCUCGAUAAUGACAAUAAGGGUGGGCAUGGACCAGGCUAUUACGAUAUUGCUGAAAAGGAUGUCCAUAAACUAGACCCGUACGAAAUUGCCGACAAAGAUGCAUACAACGAACUUGGAGAAAUAGAUGAGUCUUAUGACAUGGAUAAAGGAUUCGAUUCAGAAUUUGAGAAUGGUCUAACCGAGAAAAGCACCCAGGCCUUGUGGGGCCGUCGCCGCCGCCGCCGUCGUCGUGCUCCAGCCCCUGCUCCGAAACCUCGACGUCCCAUCAUCUUCCAUUUUUAUCGUCGUCGACAGAUUUUUGUCUAUGGCAAAAAACGAUAA